This is a messenger RNA of Eimeria tenella, 546 nucleotides long. RefSeq lists its product as uncharacterized. The record is from RefSeq and is a predicted model, not a curated record. The transcript has 4 exons. NCBI's taxonomy places the organism in Eukaryota, Apicomplexa, Conoidasida, Eucoccidiorida, Eimeriidae. The coding region runs from base 1 to 546 and encodes 181 amino acids.
AUGGAGAGCCUUGCUGCAGCAGCUGCAUCGAUACAGCAAACACUCACAGAGACACAGCAGCAAACUGCGAAUGAGAGACAGGAAGCAGCAACCCUAGCAGCUCGCUUUGCUGCUGCUGCUCAGCGGCAGCACCACCUGCUCUCCACACAAGCGAUUCCUGGUAUUUAUGUGAGGCGCCCCAAAGUUGAUGCCUGUGCAUACCGCCGCGAGACGCGUCUGCAGCAAGUGCCUUCUGCUGCUGCUGUGGCAGCAGCAGCAGCAGCAGCAGCAGCAAAGCGGCAGUUGAGUCCCCGGCGGGUGCUUGGCGUAGAAGUCGAUUUGCUGCUGCAGAAGCCCUCUGCGGCUGCUGCUGCAGCGCAGCAGCUCGUAGCCGCAAAGGGAGCAGCAGCACUUGUUCAGGAACUGAAGCAAGCCAAUGCGCUGCUGUCUCUUCGAGCCCCGAUUCAGCAGCAGCAGCAGCAGCAGCAGCCGCUGCAGCAGCAGCUGCGCAGCAGCACCACGAAGGGCAAUCAUGAAGAAGCGGCAGAGCCCGAGAAGAAAAGAUGA